Molecule: messenger RNA, 942 nt
Organism: Suillus fuscotomentosus
Lineage: Eukaryota; Fungi; Basidiomycota; Agaricomycetes; Boletales; Suillaceae
Product: 3-hydroxyacyl-CoA dehydrogenase
Exons: 7
Coding region: 1-942 (313 amino acids)
Biological process (GO): fatty acid metabolic process
Molecular function (GO): NAD+ binding; oxidoreductase activity, acting on the CH-OH group of donors, NAD or NADP as acceptor
Source: RefSeq, a predicted model, not a curated record
AUGUCGAUUCCACACGGAAUCAAACGACUAGGCGUCCUCGGUGCGGGCCAAAUGGGCACCGGCAUUGCCUUCGUAUCCGCCCUCCACGCCAAAGUCCCAGUCCUCCUCCAUGACAAAUCUGCACACCAAAUAUCCAAAGGCCUCUCCCUGAUAGACAAGCUCCUCGCCAAAGACGUGUCUAAAGGUCGUCUCCAAGCGUCCGACGCAGCAGAUGCACGUGCACGUAUACAAACAGCGGACUCCGUCGAAGCCAUGCGUGAUGUAGACAUGGUCGUAGAAGCCGUAUCCGAGAACCUAGACCUCAAACGCGCUAUAUUCCGCGAGUUUGCGGCGAAGAUCCGUCCGGAUGCGAUCUUGGCUACGAACACGUCUUCGAUUAGUAUCACGAAGAUUGCAGGGGCUGUUAUUCCCGAGGGGGAACCUGCGGCGGGCGAAGUAGCGAAGGCUGUGUCUGGGAGGGUGGUUGGUCUGCAUUUUUUCAACCCUGUACCUGUUAUGUGGCGUGUUGAUGCCAUGUAUGAAUAUCAGAAACUCGUGGAGCUCAUAUCUGCAGUGCAAACGUCGCAAGACACGCUAGACCGUUCACGCGCAUUCGCUGAAGCGUGCGGGAAAGAGGUCGCUACGUCGCAGGACGUGCCUGGGUUUGUGUCGAACGCGUUGCUUAUGCCAUUUAUCAAUGAGGCAAUUAUGUGCUUAGAGAAGGGCGUUGCGACUCGUGAUGACAUCGACAAGACGUUCAGGUUAGGCAUGGCACAUCCUAUGGGGCCGUUACAACUUGGUGAGUUACUUAUCGGUCUUGAUACCUGCCUCUCUAUUCAGCAAACGCUCUACAAGGGUACCUCGGAUUCUAAGUAUCGCCCUUCGGUCUUGCUUGAGCGUAUGGUGGAUGCUCAGUAUCUUGGAAAGAAGAGCGGUCGAGGAUUUUAUGAGUACAACAACUGA